AUGUUAAGUAGAAGAGUAUGGAGACUUUUAGCAUCAGGGCAUCGACCCCCAUUUAGGGCAUUUGCUGAUGAUAAGCCACCUAAAGGGUUCGAAAAAUUUUACAAGAAGAAAAAAGACCCCGAAUCCGAUGAAAAACAAGAAACACAAGAAAAGCCAAAAGAAGAGCCUAAAGAAGAGUCAAAGAAAGAAGAAAAAGCUGACAAAGAAGAAAAAAAUACCUAUAAGUCUUCAUCGGAAAAGCUUAAAUGGUCAUUCGAAGAUAUGAAAUCCGGUUUUAACAAGAAUCCAAACAACUGGAGAAACCUUGGCAUUUUAGCAGCAGCCAGUUUAGGAUAUGCACUGCUUCAAUACCAUCCAGAUGAUGGCGUUCCUUUAAUCACUUUUCAAGAACUAAUCCAAAAAUACAUAGAGACAAAUGCAUUAAAAAAGAUCAAAAUAGAAAUUUCGAAAUCUAAAGACUUAAGUGUCCUCCACGACGUUUACCUUAUAAAUCAUUAUGAAGAUAAAGUCGGCAAGCUUAGAAUUCCUGAUAUAAAUUCCUUUUUAGCUUCCCUUCAUGCUGAGCAAAUUGCAUUGGGGAGGGAUAAAAAAGACUUAAUUCCUGUUGAAUAUGAAGAAAAAGGCCAGCCUAUGGCGGAAUCAGUAACUUCGAUCGUUUCUCCUUCUACUAUUUUCACACUGGCAGCAUUAUUGUUACUUUAUAAUGUUGUUAAAAAAUCAAAGGGAGGCAAUUCAGGCAGUAACGGAGGCUGGGGUGAUAUUUUUGGCAUGACAAAAGCUUCGUUUAAAGUCUAUGGAAUUGAUAAAAAAAUCGACGUGAAAUUUAAAGAUGUGGCUGGGCUGCAAGAAGCUAAAAAAGAAAUCAUGGAAUUUGUGGAAUUUUUGAAAAAUCCGAAGAAAUUUAAAAAGUUAGGAGCGAGGAUACCAAGAGGCGCUUUAUUAGUCGGCCCGCCUGGGACUGGAAAAACUCUUCUAGCAAAAGCAGCAGCAGGAGAAGCGGGAGUCCCAUUUUUUUCGAUUUCUGGGUCCGAUUUCGUAGAAAUGUUUGUUGGAGUUGGAGCAAGCAGGGUUAGGCAGCUUUUCAAACAAGCUAGGGAAAGAGCGCCUUCUAUUAUUUUUAUUGACGAAAUUGAUGCAGUUGGCAAAAAAAGACAUGGAAAAAUGGGCGGAAACGACGAAAGAGACAAUACCCUAAAUCAGCUUCUAGUAGAAAUGGAUGGGUUUUCUACUGAUUCUCAUGUAGUUGUCAUGGCUGGUACUAACAGAAAAGAUAUACUAAUUGACCAAGAAUAGCCCACUAAGGAGCCAUUCUUGGUCUGCCAGAAAAAAAUUUGACAAAAAGAUCCUAAUCUGCCAUUUACCACUGAGUUUUGGUGUUUCCAAAUUUUUUGGGCAAGCCAAAUGCAAAUAAAAAAAAUUGUUCUUUUGCGAUGAUGCAUUUGGCUUGUCAAAAAAAUUUGGAAACACCAAAACUCAGUGGUAAUGGCAGAUUAGGAUCUUUUCUGCUAUUACCACUGAGUUUUGAUGUUGCCAAAUUUUUUGACAAGCCAAAUGCAUCAUCGCAAAAGAACAAUUUUUUUUAUUGCAUUUGGCUUGCCCAAAAAAUUUGGAAACACCAAAACUCAGUGGUAAUGGCAGAUUAGGAUUUUUUGUCAAAAUUUUUUUCUGGCAGACCAAGAAUGGCUCCUUAGUGGGCUAUUCUUGGUCAAUUAGUAUAUCCUUGAUAGCGCACUACUAAGACCUGGAAGGUUUGAUAGGACUAUUGAACUAACGCUACCUGAUAUAGAAGGAAGAGAAGACAUUUUAAAGGUUCAUUUGCAGCCUUUAAAACUCAACCCUGAGCUAAAAACUGAAGAUUAUGCUAGAAGAAUUGCUGCGUUAACACCUGGAUUCAGCGGUGCUGACUUAGCUAACUUAUGUAAUGAAGCUGCCAUCGUAGCAGCCCGAGCAAAUAAGGAAUCUGUUGAUAAAGCAGAUUUUGAGACAGCUUCAGAAAGAGUUAUAGGAGGUCUCGAAAAAACUAAAAAAUUGUCUGGCCGAGAAAAGUCAAUUGUGGCUCAUCAUGAAUCUGGGCAUGCAGUUGCAGGAUGGUUUUUGGAGGGCGCUGACCCUGUAUUAAAAGUUAGUAUUUUACCUAGAUCUAAAGGUGCUCUUGGCUUUGCUGUAUGCAUUCAAAGGGCGUAGCGAACCAACCCACCCUCUUUCCUCUUGUAGCCGACAUCCCACAAAGUGCUCAGGUACAUUAAGGAAGGAUGGUAUUCGGGAAUAUGUAUUCAGCUGGAUUUUCUUGGUUCGGUGAAGCUCAAUGCCAGUUUGGACAAUUGCAUACCUUACUCCAAUGCCAAAAAUUUUUCCUCAGUUGGAGAUAGGUACGGAAGUUGGAAGGGGCUUCCCAACAGAGUCAGUGGUGUUCGUCUGGCCAAACAGGACUAUUCUCUAGCGCGAAACCGAUGUCACGCCCUGGGCUAUCGAUUUCCAUCUUAACUGAAAAUUGAUCAGAAAAUUCAACCUUUUUGAAUUUUAACCCUUUUGGUGUGUACGGCACACCAACUACUGAGCAGUGCCCUCGUUGGGACAGGACAAUGUCAUGAAACGUAAAUUGGGGGAGCAGGAAGAGAAGCAUUUGCAAGUGGGGAUAGCCCAUUAAUGAAAUACAGCAAGCUUUCAAUAAGCCUAAUACUAAUAAUAACUAGCUCUUGGCUUUGCUCAAUUUUUACCAAAUGAAACUAUGCUUUACUCUAAAGAAGAAUUAAUUGAUAAAAUUUGUGCAACAUUAGGUGGUAGAGUUGCUGAAGAAAUUUUCUUUGGAAAAGUCACAACUGGAGCCCAGGACGACUUGUCAAAAGCAACUCAAAUUGCUCAGGCAAUUGUUUCAAGUUUUGGGAUGACUGAAAAGCUUGGAGUUGUUGGGUAUAAUUAUGAGCAGGAGUCGUUCAGCAAGCCAUUCAGUGAGGAUACUAAUCGAAUCAUUGAUGAAGAAGUCAGGACUGUUAUAGACCACUGCUUACAAAAGACAAGAGAUUUACUAUUAAGCAAAAAAGAUCUGAUUGGGAAAUUAGCUGGAGCUUUAAUGGAUAAAGAAAGAGUUACCCAUUCAGAUUUGGUAGAAGUCUUACUCCCCCCUCAGUGAGCGAACAAAACCAUUGGAAAAAUUCCUAUUUUUUGCCCAAAAACCCACCCAGUGAACGAACCAAAAAAUUUUUUUAAUAUAAAAAAUAUUUUAUGAAAAAAAUUUUGAUAUAUAAAUGAUAACUAGUAUAAUGAAAUCACUAGCUAAUUCUGUUUAAUUUUGAACGUAUUGCAUUUUAAAACAAAUUAAAUCAAUAUUUACUUCCCAAUUUUUGCGAAUUGGAAUUUUUUUGAAUUUCGAAAAAAAAUUUUACUUAAAAUUUAUAUAAAAAUUUUAAAAAAAAAAAACUAACUCCCCUCCGUGAGCGAGCAAAAUUUUGUGUUCGCUCACAGAGGGGGUAGUUAGGAGAAAGACCAUUUGAAACUAAAGGCGAAUAUAAAAGAUUUAUUGAAGAAGGCAAAAAAAUUGAAUCAGAAAACCAGCACUAG
Messenger RNA from Blepharisma stoltei, 3558 nucleotides. The record is from the annotation of a GenBank genome assembly. NCBI's taxonomy places the organism in Eukaryota, Ciliophora, Heterotrichea, Heterotrichida, Blepharismidae.